AUGGCGAAUUUUCAAGUGGCUGACCGUGGUCCCAUUCCAGACGGCAUUACAUUUGACGAAAGUUUCAGAAUUCUAGCUCACGAUGUCGACCUUGAUGGUGAAGGCGACGGCGCAUGGAUCCCUGUCACAGCGUACACAACAAAGGUCGCAAACGUCAAUAUCGCCGGAAAUCAGUUCGAUACAUACCCGAUCAGUGUCGCAUCCUUGAGUGUAAAGGCUGGGAGAUCCCUGCAAUUCAAAGCACAUUACAACCUUGCGGACGUCAAGAUAGCAACCAUUCAUCCUGUCUCACUCGGCGUUGCUUGCACCGUGGAGGACAACGUAAUCAGCUUUACACUCGACCGAGCUCUUGACAUCAUGCUCGAGAUCAAUGGAGACAAGUGGCAAGCCUUGCAUUUGCUUGUGAACACCAUCGAAGCGGGGGAUCCAGAGGGCGAAGCGGAAGGCGUGUGGUACUUUGGCCCCGGCGUCAACAACAGCUCCGCCACUGAGAAAAUAUCUGAUGGGACAUUGAUCGUCCCUUCGAAUACAACGAUAUAUCUCGCUAGCGGUGCUUUCCUCACAGCACAAGUUGUCUUUGCUGGUGUAGAAGAUUCAACCAUAAAAGGCCCUGGCUUCAUAUGUCGAGGAAACUACGACGCCUCUAAAUCUCUCAUGCCCAGGGAAUUGGCCGGUGGGGCUAUUCUCAUCGAACGAUCACAGAAGAUCCUAGUGCAGAGAGUGACUUCUCUCCGCUCAUUUGGAUUUAGUCUUCCCAUUGGCCAGGGACAAGACAUCCACAUCGAUCGUUAUCGCUCUUUCUCGUCCCACGGCAAUGGUGACGGCAUCGACCUUUUCUGUUGCCGAAACAUCCUCAUCGAAAAUUGCUUCCUGCGGAACUCUGAUGACACCAUCGCUAUCUAUGGCCAUCGCUGGGACUACUACGGUGAUACGCAAGACAUUCGCGUCCGGAGUUGUACAUUGUUACCGGAUAUCGCCCACCCCAUCCAAAUUGGGACACACGGCAAUCCCAACGACCCGGAAACCUUCAGCAACAUACACAUCAGCGAUAUAGAUAUUCUGGAUCAUUGUGAGAACCAGAUGUGGUACCAAGGGUGCAUUGCAAUCAACGCUGCUGAUGAGAACCUAAUACGAGAUGUCCUCGUUGAGGAUGUCAGAGUGGAGAGUAUUACCAAAGGUCAGCUCUUCAACAUUCGGGUCAUGAGGAAUGCCAUGUGGACGACGGCACCUGGUCGCGGGAUAAGCAAUGUGACAUUUCGAAACAUUGAAUUCAGUCUUGACAGGUCAAAAAUAGUGAACCCGUCUCAGAUCCUUGGUUUUGAUUUGAGCAGAAUAGUCGAAAACGUCACGUUUCAAAACCUCAAGAUCGAUGGUAAGAUGAUUCACGAUGAUAUGCAAAAGCCAAGUUGGUAUAUGGUGUCAGACUUUGUGCCCUUAUUCGCCAAUGAGCACGUAAGAAACGUUACAUUCGAGCUGGUAGAUAGUGAUUGUGGAUCCUAA
Messenger RNA from Didymosphaeria variabile, 1500 nucleotides. RefSeq lists its product as uncharacterized. Lineage: Eukaryota; Fungi; Ascomycota; Dothideomycetes; Pleosporales; Didymosphaeriaceae. The record is from RefSeq and is a predicted model, not a curated record. Bases 1 to 1500 code for a protein of 499 amino acids. The transcript has a single exon. Gene Ontology annotation, biological process: carbohydrate metabolic process. Gene Ontology annotation, molecular function: polygalacturonase activity.